Molecule: messenger RNA, 2146 nt
Organism: Prunus mume (Japanese apricot)
Lineage: Eukaryota; Viridiplantae; Streptophyta; Magnoliopsida; Rosales; Rosaceae
Product: Mitochondrial transcription termination factor family protein
Biological process (GO): regulation of DNA-templated transcription
Molecular function (GO): double-stranded DNA binding
Source: RefSeq, a predicted model, not a curated record
CCAUCUUCUCUGCUUCACAAUUUCCUGUCAAAGAAUCACUUUUUAUUGAAUUCCAACAUACAGGAAUUAGAGAAGUCUUUGGUUAUACUGUUAUCCUUCAAAAUACCCCAGAAUUCCCUUGUUUCUUUGAUAUGUGACUGUCCUGGGGUUUUGGACUUUCAGUUCCUCAAGAAAUGGGAAAUGGGCUUCUCAAAUUUUGUGCUUUUGAGUUCUUCCCCAUUGAUGAUUAAGAGUGUUUUGGAACAAUCUAAGAGAUUUCAGAUAGACCCAGAUGGUUUUUUUAAGAGUGUGGAGGUUUUGAGGGGUUUAGGUUUUAUUGAUGGCACCGUUAGUAAGGUUUUAGAGGGCUUCCCAGGAGUGAUUUUGAUGAAUGGGAAGGAGAUUCAAAGGAGACUCGAAUUCUUGGCCGGAAUCGGAAUUCCAAGGGAUGGAAUUGAUAGGGUUCUUCGUUCUUUUCCAGGGUUUAUAGGAUUUGGGGUUGAAGAUAGGCUGAAGCCAUUGCUUUAUGAGUUUAAAGAUUUCGGCUUUAGUGUGGAUGUGAUUAGCAGAGAGAUUAUUAAAGAGCCAAGAAUCCUUAGCAUGGAGUUGGGUGAAUUCUCGCAGUGUUUGGAAUUCUUGAGGACUUUGAAAUGUAGGGUACCAAUCAAGGAGAAGAUUUUCAGUGAGGGAGAAUUUAGAGCUGGGUUUGAAGUGAAACUGAGAGUCGACUGCUUGUGCAGAUAUGGGUUGAUUCGUAGAGAGGCUUUUGAGGUGUUGUGGAAGGAACCAAGGUCAAUUAUAUAUAAGGUGGGGGAGAUUGAGAGAAAGAUUGAGUUUUUAAUACUUAGGAUGAAAUUCAAUAGUCGUUGUUUGGUUGAAGUUCCAGAGUAUUUGGGUGUGAAUUUUGAGAAGCAAAUAAUUCCUCGGCACAAUGUGAUAGAGUAUUUGAGAUCAAAAGGGGGGCUUGGUUAUGAGGUGGGGUUAAAGGGUCUGGUCAAGCCUAGCAGGCUUAGAUUCUAUAAUCUGUAUGUCAAGCCAUAUCCGGAUUGUGCAAAAAUGUUUGGGAGAUUUUCAGGAGAUGUUAAAGUUCAAAGCCGGCAUCCUGUUGGACUAUGGAAACUUUUCAAGCCACAAAGAUAUCCAGAAUCCAAAGAAGAUGUGAAGAACACAAAGUUAUUUAUGGAAUCUCUGGGUUAGUAUUGCACUGAUUGUGAGUAACUCUUCAUCGUUCAAGUUGAGGAUUUCACCAGGUAGCCUGUUGCGUCUGUAAUCUGAAUGGAUGCAAUAAUUGUUGGUGGCAUGAAGUGUCUUCUGCUGCAUGAAGGGCAUACUUGUUGGUAUACAGUGAUUUGGCUUUGCGACUUGCCUUUUGUGAUGCUUGUAGAAAAUUUUGCGAAAACUUAGUUUAGUGAAUCGAAAUCUGGAUAUGCAUUGCUGAUACAUGAAUCAGUUUCCUUUGUAUCAAUACUACUUCAAAAGAGAAGAAGCGGCAGUUUUUGCAUAGACGGGCAGUUGAUCGAAUGGCUGCCUGCCAGUAUCUUUGGCAGGAAAAUUAUACAACAUGCACAUACCAAGCAUCCGGUGAUGUGAUAUGUAUUUUUUUACAAAAGACAAGACAUAGAAUGAAGAAGCUAGUAGCAGUGGGGCAAACAACAAUAAUGUUCACUUUUACAAGCUCAAUCAACAUUACUGGAUUUGGCUACCAUGAUUGGCUGUUAACGGUCCAUGAAUCACGAGAGAUAUCAGGAAGAUAAGGAAUGCAACAGCUUUGAUGUCGAGAUACCUCUUGAAAACCUGGCUUUGCAUUUGAAGGAGGAACUGGGGGUUUAGAGGAAUUGAAUAGAUUUGCAGGGCUUUGAAUGUUUUGCUUAGUCAGGGAAGUUAUAGGCAUAACAGCAUCAAACAGAUGUCCAGAACUUGCUGAUGGAAUGGUUGAGUGCAGCUAUUAUUGCCAUGGAUUCAUUUCUUGCACAGAUGGCUGCUGAUCAUAUAAUUCGAUUCGAUUUUCAGUUGGAGCCAUGUCUAAACUAUUACACAUUGCAUUUGCAGAAUGUUGAUGUAGCAAACCCACUUGUAGCUUGACAGUUUUACCAACCUUGCGACUUUUUAAAACUCAACUCCAUGUAUGUGAUGUCUCAAUAAUUGAUUGUUGAAGUUCGUUUUGCCA